Messenger RNA from Plasmodium relictum, 4494 nucleotides. Its product is annotated as conserved Plasmodium protein, unknown function. The record is from RefSeq and is a predicted model, not a curated record. The transcript has 2 exons. Lineage: Eukaryota; Apicomplexa; Aconoidasida; Haemosporida; Plasmodiidae. The coding region runs from base 1 to 4494 and encodes 1497 amino acids.
AUGAUACCUAUAGAAAAUAUAAAAAUACAUUCACAAAAAAUAACUACAAAAAAUGAUUCUAAUGAAAAGAAUAAAAUUGAAAAAUUAGAAGAAAUAAAUUAUUAUAUCAAUAGUGAAAAUAAUAAUAAAAAUAGUCUAAAUAGUGAUAACAUAAAUGAAAAUAAUAAAAUUAAUUUAAAUAAUAAUAAUAAUAAUAAUAUAAAUGGAAAUAAUAAAAUUAAUUCAAAUGAUAAUAAUAACUCUAAUGAAAAUAGUAAAUUUAAUUCAAGUGAUAAUAAUAAUAAUAAUUUAGAUAAUAGUAAUAACAAUAUAGAUGAAAAUAGUGAUAAAUUAAAUUGUAAUAACAACAGUAUUAACAAUGACAAUAACAAUUCAAAUGAAGACGAUAAUAAAUUAAUUAAAAAUGAUAAAAGGAAAAUUAUAAUGUUUUCAUCUAUUCUUCGAUAUAAAAGAUAUUUGACAAAAAAAGGAAAUACUUAUUUUGAUUUUAAUCAAACUAAUUUAGAAUUAAAUGAAAAAGAAAUGUUAGUUCAAAGUAGUAACUUUUAUCAUUUAUUUGAUUUAAGAUCCUUAUUUUUUCCGCAUAUAUAUUUUAAUAUUAACUCACAUAUGAACAUUAACAUUUCUGAUUAUUUAAACUAUAUAAAAAAUCAAUUGAAUAUAGGUAUUAACAGUGAACAAAGUAAAAAUAUAAAUUAUUCUUCAAAACAAGAAUUUAUUUUGGAGGCUAUUGAACAAGUGGAGCAUAUAGAAAUAAAAGUAAAGAUAAUCAAAAAGUUAUUUUUAAUAUUAAACAAAAAUGUCGCCGAAAAAAUUAAAAAAUAUAUUGAUAAAAUACCAGAAAUCAAUUCGAAUGACUAUAUUUUUGUUCAGACAAAUCGUAAAAAUGAUAUAUUGUUUGGAUAUAUUAAAAGUAACAAAUAUAAUUUAUUUUUUGAGAUUUUAAAUUUUAAAAAAAUUUUUCUUCAGCAUUAUAAAGAUAAUAUAAAAAUAGAUAUAUAUGAUAUAAACUUAAUCAAUAAGAGUGAUGAUUAUUUUGAAAAUAGAAAUGGAGGCAUAUUUUUAAAAGAGCAAAAUGUAAAUGUAACAAAGGAUACAUUUGACAGCAUUACUUUUUCUUCUAAAUAUUAUUUUGAUUAUUAUUUUUCAAAAAAUUCAGUUGUAGAAUAUGAUUAUUCGAAUGAAAAAAAAAAAAUGCUUCUUGUUUUUAAUUUAUGCAUAAGUUAUGUGAAGAAUAAUCUAUUUAUAUUGGUUAUUUAUAAUGAUAACAAUUAUAGUAAUAAUUCAAAUGUUAAUAAUAAUUCGAACUUCUUAUAUUAUGAAGAAUUAGAUGUGUAUAAUAAGCAAUUUAAUUUAAAUAAUAUAGAUAAAAAUAUAUUUAAAACGAAUUCUUUUUUUAUAGAUAACUUAUAUCGUAACUUAAAAAGUAAAUUAUUAUGCUCUUUUACUUUUAAAUAUUUACCCUUAGAUGAUUAUAUAAGAAGUAUUAACUUUUCAAAAAUAAAAAAAAGUAAAUUUUAUAAAAAUCUUUAUACUUUUAUUAUUUAUUGCUUAUCAAAUGAAGGUAUAGUAUAUAUAUUUUUUUGUAAUUUAUUAAUAUUAAAUAUUUUUUAUGAAAACAAAUUUGAAUUAAUUGUAAAAAAGUAUUUUUGCUUUCAACUAAAUAGGGAGAGUUCAUAUAACAAAAUAAGUACAGUAAAUUGCAACUCUAAAUAUUUGUAUUCUUUAUGCUCCCAUAAUAUUUUUCCAUAUAAAAAAUUUUAUAAUUUUAUAAAUAAAAACAUAUAUGCUAGCAAUUUAAACGAUACAUCAAGAAAUGUAGAAAGAGAAAGUAAAAUAUAUUUUGAUAAUAAUUCAAAUAAAAUUGGAAACAACUUUACAAAUGAUUUUUUAACUUAUGAAAAAAAUGAUAGUGAAAGUAUAAUGAAUAAUAGUGAUCUUGAUUAUAAAAUUAGGAAUGAUCAUCUUAAUAUAGAUUGCUAUGUAAAUAAGAAAGAUGAUUCCAAUUAUGUUGAUAUAGCAUAUUAUAAAUACACUUUUCUUAUAAUUACAUGUAAAUACGAUUUUUCUAUAGUAACAUUAAGAAGGAAAAAAAAAAGUUUUCAAAUGGAAUUGAUUAACUAUUCCUUUUCAAAUAGCAAAAGUUCUAAUAUUAUAUGUAAUGUAAUAGUAAAUAAAUGUAAUUUUGAAAAAUAUAAUGAAAAUAAAAAAAAAAGUAAAAGUUUUAUUUUAUUUGAAAUAAUGUGCUUUUAUCAAAAUGGUUUAAUGAAAAAAUAUAAUUAUGUAUGCACUCUUAAAAAUAAGAAUUUUGAAUUUUUCUUAACAGAAAAUGAAAUGAAAAAUGGAAUUAUUUCAAAAAAAAAUUUUUUUAAACCGUUACUCUUUCCAUUUAACGAAGAAGUGUUAAAAAAAAAAAAAAAAUUUAAUAAUAUAAUUUUAAAUAAUGUACAACUAAGUUACUUUAAAAAUUUCAUAUAUAUAUAUUUUCAAGAAAAACAAUAUGAAAGUAUUAGUUUGGCAAUUAACAAUCAAUGUUUAAUUAUUAAUUAUAUUAAAGCAAUAAGUAAACUUUUUAAAAAAAUAUGCACUUUACUAUAUAAGAAAAAAGAAAAGGAAAGUAGUAACAAUUCAAAUGUGAAUAAUGAAAUAAAAGAAAAUUGCGAGAAUUAUCAUAGUGUUGAUAAAAGAAAUAGAUUUUCAGAUAAAAAUGAUGAAUUGAAUUAUAAUGAUGAAAGAAUAAGUUACUUUUUAAAUGAAAUUGAUUCAAAUGUAUUUUGUGAUAAAAAUAUGAUGAAUUAUUUGAAUUGCAAUUUAUUCACUCAAAGAGAGCAUAAGACAUGUUUUUUAGAAUAUAAAUAUAUUAUAUUUGGUUUUUAUGAUUUGCAUUUAAUAAAUGAAAAAAAUAACGGAAAUAUAAAUGAAAUGAAAACAAAAAUGAAUAAAAAAAUUUUAAUGAACUCUUGUGAUAUACAUAGUCACUUUAAUUUUUUAAAUAUCAUAAAAAGUUAUAUUAAUUACAAUACUCUUAAAAAAUGCAUUAAUAACUUACCUAAUGAAAACAAAAAAGUAGAAAUGAAUUUUUAUUAUUUUAUUUUAAUUUUAAAUUAUUUUCAAAAUAAUUAUGUAUAUGAAUAUAAUUCUUUUUUUCACUUAGCAUACAACGAGUUACAUCAAAAAGGAAGUUUCUCUUAUAAAAGAAAAAUAUAUUCUAAAUUAUUUUUUGAGAACUUUGAAUUAAUAGAUAUAACAAAAUAUAGUAGUAUUUUAUUGUCUUUUCUAUUACACAUGUAUAAUUUUUGUUUGAAACAAAAUGGACUUAGUAAUGAUAAUUUUAGUUCACAUAUUACAUUUUUUUUAAUAAAUAAAAAAACAAAAAAAAAUAAGAAAAAAUUUAGAUAUUUUUGCAAAAUAAACGAAGGUAAAAAUGAUAUAGCAUCGGAUAAUAGAAGUAAAGAUGAAACUAAUAUUAUAAAGUGUAUAAAUGAUGAAUAUAUGAAAGAUAAUUUUGAUAAUUUAAAAAAUAACGCAUCUAAAGAAAAUGUCAAAUUUGAUGAUGAAAAAAAAAUAUUAAUGAAUGAGAACAAAAAAGACAUAAUUAAUUUUUUAACAUUGCAAAAAUGCUUAUACUAUAUAAAUAAAAUUAAAAAAUAUAUGAAUUUAACAUUAAAUACAGAAACAAGUAAUUAUAACAUCCAACUUGAUAUUUAUAUAAAUAUAUACUUUUGUCAAAUAUUUUUUAUUAUUUUAAACACUUUGCGAAUAAAUAACACAAAUAUUUAUGUUAAUUUAAAUUAUAAUAUAAAAAAAAAUAAUUUAGAUUAUUUUUAUUUAUUAAUUUUAAUUAAUUUUUAUAGCUUAUUUUAUCUUCUAAUAUUUUCUAAAGAUAUAUUAAACGAGAAUUUGGAAAAUGAAAAAAAAGCAGACAAUAAAGAAAGCAAAAUAAACAAAGAAUUUAAAAUAUUAAAAUUUUUCAACGAAGUUUAUGUAGAACAAAGAAAUAAAAACAUUGAAAAAACAGAAUCAUUAAAUAUAGAAAAUAUUAGUAUUACUUCACACAAUUUUGAAAAAUAUUUAGCUUUAAUUUUUGAAAAUGUAAAAGAGAAAAUUGAUCAAAUAAACGUAGAUAAUUACAUUAUUCAGAAAUUGUUUUUUAAAAUAAAUUGCCUACUUUGUGAUAAGGUAUGUAUAUCUAAUAUAUAUAAUAAUUAUUAUAUAUGUGAAAACAAUCAUAUAUUUAGUAAAUGUAUGAUUACUUUUUGUUGCAUAUACAAAAAUAAUCUAAUAUUACCAACUAUUUUUAAUUUAGAUGAUUUAAAUAAAAAACUAUUUGAUGAAUUUAAUACUUCUUUAAAAUUCAAUUUAUUAAUUAAAGUAGAUUUCAUUUACUUUUGUUCAUUCUGUUAUUAUUUUAUUUCAACUAAAAAUAUUUUUUUUGAAAAGCAUUUUUUUUUUAAUCAAUGUCCUUUCUGUAAUCAUGAAUUAAAUAUUUUAUAA